AUGAGGUGGAACUCCGUGUCUAACAACUGUGCUUGUCUUGUAGAUGUCACCUUUGGGUUUGUUGUUGAUGCUAAUACCAUGGCUUCCCCAGUUGACUCCCUUUCUUGCUACUUUGUUGCUCGAUUGGAGUCCCUUACGCUGAGCCUUACUUUUACCGUCACAGAGUACGCGUCGGUGUAUUUUGUGGGGCUACAGAGAAUAGUGGUUGAUCAAGUUGUAGGUUCUGGUAAAGGGGAAAUACUAACGACGGAAUUUGAAGGACAAGCAGCUUCCACAAGUAGGAAUGUGGCCCGUAAGAGCGUGUAUGGCAGUAACAGAAUCAAAUGCUUUGGGGUGGAGUUGUCACCGGAUAAUAUUGCAGUGGCGAUGGUGUACUUUGUUCAAGGUGUUCUUGGGCUCUCCAGACUGGCUGUCAGUUUCUACUUGAAAGAUGAUUUGCAUUUGGAUCCCGCAGAGGUUGUGGAUUCAAUGGUUGUAGAGAGGGCUCGUGGUGAAUCACAAAGCACAUCAGGAUCUCUUCAGUCUUUAUGUUGGGGUUCUUCAGCUUUUGGUGGGAUCGUUAGCUCUUACUUUAGCGGUUCACUGGUAGAGGCUUAUGGUGUAAGGUUUGUUUUUGGUGUCACGGCUCUUCUACCGCUUAUAACAUCUGCAGUUGCUGUCCUUGUUAACGAGCAGCCUGUACGCGUUUCAUCUCGGGGAAAUAUUCUUGCUCUCUCCAGUCCCAGUUUCCUGGAAACCUCAAAGCAUCAUAUUAUUCAGUUGUGGGGUGCUGUUAAGCAGCCCAAUGUAUUUCUUCCGACGUUGUUCAUAUUCCUGUGGCAGUCAACCCCACACUCGGACUCUGCCAUGUUUUACUUCACCACAAACAAACUUGGUUUCACACCAGAGUUUCUUGGUCGAGUCAAGCUGGUUACAUCAGUUGCAUCAUUGGCCGGGGUUGGAUUGUACAAUGGGUUCCUGAAAAAUGUCAGCUUCCAGAAGAUCUUUCUUGGAACAACACUUAUUGGUACAGCACUUGGAAUGACUCAGGUAUUUCUUGUUACGGGGUUCAACCGAACACUUGGCAUCAGCGACGAGUGGUUUGCAAUCGGAGAUUCCCUAAUCUUAACUGUCCUCGGCCAGGCUUCAUUCAUGCCAGUUCUUGUGCUAGCUGCGAAAUUAUGCCCGGAAGGAAUGGAAGCAACACUGUUUGCAACUCUCAUGUCGAUAUCAAAUGCAGGAAGCGUGCUCGGAGGUUUGGUUGGCGCUUUCCUCACUCAGGCUUUCGGAGUAACAAGGGACAGCUUCGACAACUUGGCGGUGUUGGUCAUUCUCUGCAAUCUCAGCUCGCUAUUGCCUCUACCGCUCCUCGGCCUUCUCCCCAACGAUACUUCUGAGUCCCCUUCAAAGGAAACGGAUGACGAUGACGUUGAGAUGAAAUCUAAUUGAUAGAAGAACAAACUGCUUACAGGGAGGGUAAUAUAUAGGUAUUAGUGACUGGAAGCAUUCAGUGACAGGGAUGAAUCAUAUAAUCCCUUAGCUUGUAACCAUUUUGAAUGGGCAACACUCUACUUAAUUUACUUUUCAUGUGUAUCAGACUCAGACUCGUCAGUUAUUUACUAACAUGCAGAACAUAAUUUACCUGCAAGGCAAUAUUUGAAACAGAAAACAGCUGGAGGCAGUUGAGGUCCCAUUUGGGCCUGGGGAAAGAUUGUGGCUCAACUGGGCUCCAGUUGGAUACGGAAAUCGGACGAAUCACUAGUCCAGAACCCAUGUCGAGCGGGAUUAAGCACCCACAUGGUGGGGGUGACAAGCGUUUCUUGUUUGUAGGUAGAGUUCAGGUUGAAUAUUUUUGUGUUCAAGUGUAGGUUGGGAUAUGUACGAGUAUUUGGUUUAAAAGAGAAAUACUUGUACGGUUAAUUUUUUCAUAGGCACUUCUGCACUUCUACUAUGCUAUAUAGUAUUGGUACUUUAACGUACAAC
This is a messenger RNA of Linum tenue, 1962 nucleotides long. Lineage: Eukaryota; Viridiplantae; Streptophyta; Magnoliopsida; Malpighiales; Linaceae. The record is from the annotation of a GenBank genome assembly.